Molecule: messenger RNA, 665 nt
Organism: Penaeus monodon (black tiger shrimp)
Lineage: Eukaryota; Metazoa; Arthropoda; Malacostraca; Decapoda; Penaeidae
Product: serine protease inhibitor dipetalogastin-like
Exons: 6
Coding region: 39-578 (179 amino acids)
Molecular function (GO): protein binding
Source: RefSeq, a predicted model, not a curated record
AGAAUGGAGAAUACUUGUGAUCUGAAAACCAAACGAAGAUGGCCAACAAAGUGGCACUCUUGACCCUUCUUGCAGUGGCCGUUGCAGUCUCUGGCUACGGAAAAGGGGGGAAAAUCCGCCUCUGCGCCAAACACUGUACGACCAUCUCCCCUGUGUGUGGCUCUGAUGGAAAAACUUAUGACAGCCGAUGCCACCUGGAGAAUGCUGCCUGUGGUGGCGUGAGUGUCACUUUCCACCAUGCCGGACCCUGCCCUCCCCCAAAGAGAUGCCCAGGAAUAUGCCCCGCGGUAUAUGCCCCUGUGUGCGGGACCAACGGGAAAACUUACUCGAACUUAUGCCAACUUGAGAAUGACAGAACCUGCAACGGUGCUUUCGUUUCCAAGAAGCACGAUGGACGUUGUGGUUGCAACCCCAUUGUCGCGUGCCCUGAGAUCUAUGCUCCCGUGUGUGGCAGUGAUGGCAAGACUUAUGAUAACGACUGCUAUUUCCAGGCAGCUGUUUGCAAGAAUCCAGAUCUUAAGAAGGUUCGAGACGGUAACUGCGACUGCACUCCUCUCAUCGGCUGUCCCAAGAACUAAUGGCUGUGUUGCACGACGGUGUAAAUUACAAAUACGACGUUCUUAAGUUGCUCAUGCAAGAACCCUGCCUUCAAAGUCUCUGAUACU